GUUGCCUCGGGCAGCAGCAGCGGCUUGAAUCAUUGCUGCUGAUCCAAAAGGCACUAUGACGAACAUGGCAUUCAUAGCAGCCCAAUAUUCGCUUCUGCAGGCUCCGCAGAAACUCUAUUCAGCGCGCCAACCCACGCGACAGAGCGAUGGCUUGCGUGGUUUUUCUGGUGCAAGACCCACACACACUACACUACGUUCAGUCCGCUCGCCCCGCCAGCGGGCCGUGCAGCGUGCGGGCGCUGCGCUCACCAAGCUAAAAUUUUGGCUUCGGCGAGCUGGCGAGCUGUGCCGAACCACCGCCGACCGGCCUUUCGGGCGCGUCGAAGGCCGAUAUAGUUCUGUAUUAAAGUGCUACUGGGCCGUCUACCCGCGGCGGGGGCCGAGGAGCGCGAGGGCGGCGGAUUCUGUUACAGUACGGCCGAGGGGGGUUCUAGGCAUGGUAAUAUGGAGGUCGAUCUCCUCCUUGACGGGGGUGGAAAGCACGCGGGGAUCCGACAGAACAGCGAGCGAGCGGGAGAUGGGCGAGCGAGCAGAUUUGAGGGCAGAUCUGGGACGAUGGACACGUGGAGGAACAAGGGGUAUUUUCUGUUCAGAAAGCGGUGGGUGCACUUGAGUCGAGAAGAGGAUAGGAUCGGCGUGAUGCGAUCCAAGGAUGGCGAGCUUGUUGAGACAUGCGAAGUCUUGGGGUUUGCUUGUGCGAGUUUUUGAUGGAGGAUUCGAGAUGGGAGGUUGGGGAUUGAAAGAAAAGAGUGCGCGGGUUAGGUUCCAUGCACGACUCACGAAGCUUGAGAGGAUAUCUGUAUACCAUAGUCGUACGCUGAA
Messenger RNA from Trematosphaeria pertusa, 822 nucleotides. RefSeq lists its product as uncharacterized. The transcript has a single exon. The record is from RefSeq and is a predicted model, not a curated record. Lineage: Eukaryota; Fungi; Ascomycota; Dothideomycetes; Pleosporales; Trematosphaeriaceae. The coding region runs from base 56 to 613 and encodes 185 amino acids.